This is a messenger RNA of Callorhinchus milii (elephant shark), 4810 nucleotides long. It is a transcript of the gene ltk, whose product is annotated as leukocyte receptor tyrosine kinase. Gene Ontology annotation, biological process: positive regulation of kinase activity; regulation of cell population proliferation; cell surface receptor protein tyrosine kinase signaling pathway. The record is from RefSeq and is a predicted model, not a curated record. Lineage: Eukaryota; Metazoa; Chordata; Chondrichthyes; Chimaeriformes; Callorhinchidae. Gene Ontology annotation, cellular component: membrane; signaling receptor complex. Gene Ontology annotation, molecular function: transmembrane receptor protein tyrosine kinase activity; protein binding; ATP binding.
CACUCACUCACUUCUUCCAGCCACUGAUCGCCGGGGCUGAGCGACCAAGCCAUGGGCUUCACAGCUGAUAGAGUCGGCUUCCAGCUCCGCUCACUGUGCCUCUUCGCUGCUCUGGUGGCUGGUUCCAGGAACUAUCUUACAGCGGGAGCGACAACUGAGGAGGGACGAGAGGCAUCAAACCAAUUCAGAACACAGGGGAUCAAUGCUGAAGAAUACGCCUGUGAUUUUGAGUCCGACUGUGCGUGGACCCUCUCUGAUUAUAGCGGAGCGGUGGAUUGGUCAGUUUCCUCACCUCAGCUGCUCUCUGCAACCGCCCGAGCCGUUUAUCCCCAAACCGACUUUUCAACCGGGAAUUCUGACGGUCACUUUCUGCUGCUGAACUCCUCGAAGACCGAUGGCAGAUGUGACCACAGGGUAACCAGUCCGGUCCUGAUGGGCAUUUCUGAAGGGUGCCGGCUGCGAGUGGCCUUUUACCAGCGGAACGAGUCGCUCGGCAGUUUCCUGGUGCGGCUCACUCACCUGAUGAACGGCUCGACCAGGGAGAUCCCCGUCAGGGACUGGAGCCGAUCUGAAACGGAUCCCUGGAAAUUGCUGUGGACGCCAGUGGGCCCAGUGGAUGAGCCAGUGCAGCUGUCCCUGGAAUACAGGUCCUGCCUCGGUGUAGAGAACGGGGCCGUAGCUCUGGAUUCCAUUCAGCUUCAAAACUGCUUCCCUGGUUCAUCCCGAGAGUGCAGCAACUGUAAAGGGGAUGAGAGUGAAGUGCACGCGUGUACAGGGCAGGGUUCCUUCGCUUGUGAAGUGAGUGGGUGUAUUGACAAGUUUAAGGUGUGUGACUUCCACCCUGACUGUCGCGGCGGAGAGGACGAAGGCACCGUGUGUGGCCUUCUGCCCAGGGGGGCUCACUGCUCCUUUGAAGACGAUCUGUGCGGCUGGUUUACGGAAGGGAAUGUGACGUCGUGGACGCUGGUCUCCUCUGGCACCAUACUGGACACUUCAAGCCCUCUGCUGGGCUCCACACUGGCCGCCACUGGAGGCCAUUUCCUCUACCUACGAGCAGAGCAGGGCAGGGGCUAUGCCACGGCUCAGAGCCCCCUCCUGCCUCCCACCGCUGCUGCACAAGACUGCCAGGUCCAGUUCUCUGUGUACAUUUACGGCCUGUACAACGGCACCGUGUCCCUUUAUGUGGAGGAGAACAGCAUGUUGGGGAAGGCGCCCCUCAUGUGGGAGCAGGCAGGGGGCUGGAUGGAUCGCUGGCUCAUGGUGGCCCUGCAUUUGCCGAACCUGAAGAGCUGGUUCCGGCUGAAACUGCACGCCGCUUGGGAAUCCAGCUCCGCAACAGACAUCGCUUUGGACAACAUCACCUUCGGAGGCACUUGCUUUUUCCCUGCAGGGAAUGAAGCCUUGUCCCCGGAGGAUGAUGUCUCCGGCGCAUUGCAUCAGCCCGAAGAGCUGCCGUUGCUCCUUCCUCUGCCAGAGCAGGCUCCAUCAGACUACUCAGACGUGAUGUGGUUGUUCACCUCGUGCGGAGCCAGUGGACCCCAUGGUCCCACUCAGGCUCAGUGUAACAACGCCUACAGACGCACGAACAUGUCCGUGCUUCUGGGGACAAAGGGCCCACUGCAGGGGGUUCAGACCUGGCAGAUUCCAGUCACCAGCAAAUACAUAGUUUCGGCUUACGGAGCCGCCGGAGGUAAAGGAGCCAAGAACACAAACAGGAGGUCCCACGGAGUCUUCAUCUCAGCCAUCUUUCACUUCGAGAAGGGAGACAAUCUCUACAUUCUAGUGGGACAGAAAGGAGAAGAUGCCUGUCCAGGGAAGAACCCGGUGACCCAGAAGAUCUGUUUGGGAGAGUCGUCCAUCAUUGAAGAUGAUGACCAUGCCAAUGACGAAAUGUUGCAGUGGGCAGGAGGUGGAGGAGGAGGUGGUGGAGCUACCUAUAUCUUCAGGAUGGUGAAAGGGGCUCCAGAGUUGCUGCUGGUGGCUGCUGGAGGGGGAGGAAAGGCCUAUAUGGAGGAUCCAAACAGCUCUAUGGAUGACACAUUACUGGAGCAGUAUGAAAAUGACACAUUAGCGCCUGGAGUCAAUGGUCGAAUCGGAGCAGCAGGAGGAGGCGGUGGUUGGAAUGACGUGACCAAGCUGCCCUGGGCUGGGAAGUCGCUAACGGAGGGCGCUGAGGGGGGCUCUGCCUGUCCGCAGGCUCUCGAGAAACUGUACUGGGCAACCCACGGGGGUUUCGGAGGAGGAGGUGGUGCGUGCACAGCUGGAGGUGGAGGUGGUGGUUACAGAGGUGGAGAUGCCGCUGAAGUUGAUGAACUGAUGGCAGAUGGACUCGAUGGGAUUUCGUUUAUCAAUCCAGUUGGAGAGAUCUAUAUUCACCCAUUGGCAGCCAUGGAGAGUCAUGGAGAAGUUGAUAUCCGGAUUCACAUCAACUGCAGUCACUGUGAAAUGGACCACUGCAAGCGGGACUUGGAUUCUAAGCAGAUCCAGUGUCUGUGUGAGAAUGGCAAAGUCCUAGCCAGCGACAAUGUAACAUGCACAGUUCCAAGUACUUCCCAGGAGGCAAGUCAUCACCUCUCUCUCUCGCUCGUCAUUGCUCUGGUCACGUCCACCAUUGUCACAGGGGUAUUCCUGACCUGUGCUGGGCUUGCUCUCAUUUAUUAUCGUAAGAACAACCAGCUCCAGGCAGUCAGGGCAAAGCUCCAGAGCCCAGAGUACAAGCUGAGCAUCAGGACUUCCACCAUCAUGACCGACUAUAACCCAAACUACUGCUUCGCUGGCAAGAUGGCCUCCCUCAACGAGCUCAAGGAGGUGCCCAGGAAACACAUCUCCUUACUGCGGGCACUUGGUCACGGGGCUUUCGGGGAAGUAUACGAGGGUCACGUUGUGGGAAUCGGGGGUGAAUCUGUCCCUCUGCAGGUUGCAAUAAAGACUCUCCCAGAGAUUUGCUCAGAGCAAGAUGAAAUGGAUUUCCUGAUGGAGGCUCUGAUUAUAAGUAAGUUUAACCACCAGAAUAUUGUGCGAUGUAUCGGAGUGAGCCUGCAAGCCCUGCCCAGGUUCAUCCUCCUCGAGCUCAUGACUGGAGGAGACAUGAAGACCUUUCUCAGAGAGAACAGGCCAAAAGCUACACAAAUAUCUACGUUGACGAUGCUGGAUCUCCUGAGCAUGGCCAAGGAUAUAGCUUGUGGAUGCAAAUACCUGGAAGACAAUCACUUUAUUCACAGGGACAUCGCAGCACGAAACUGUUUACUAGCUUGCACUGGAGCCAGUCGUGCAGCCAAAAUUGGUGACUUUGGAAUGGCUCGAGACAUUUAUAGGGCCAGCUACUACAGGAAGGGUGGCCGGGCCAUGCUCCCAGUCAAGUGGAUGCCUCCUGAAGCUUUCCUCGAAGGAAUCUUCACAUCGAAGACAGACACAUGGUCCUUUGGCGUGUUGCUGUGGGAGAUUUUGUCUCUGGGAUACAUGCCAUACCCCUGCAAAAGUAACCAGGAAGUCUUAGAGUUUGUAACCAGCGGCAGACGGAUGGAUCCUCCCAAGAACUGCCCAGGGCCUGUAUACCGGAUCAUGACCCAGUGCUGGCAACACAGGCCUGAACAUCGGCCGGAUUUCGGCACAGUUUUAGAAAGAGUCAAUUAUUGUACACAGGAUCCAGACAUCAUUAACACGUCCCUCCCUGUUGAAUACGGACCCACCUCAGAAGAUGAAGGAAGUAUAAUGAUGCGCCCUGAGAACUCCAACGGAAUGGCGCCCCUGCUGGUCAGCUCAAACCUGACACCUCAACUGUCUCAGAUCUCUGACCGCCUGUACCCUAAUCAGAAGGUCCACCGUCCGCAGGAGCUGCCAGUCAGAGACAGCCUCAGCAGCCCGAUGGAGAGCAGCACCCUACACCCAGCCCAUUCAGCAGUUCUCAUGGCCGGACAAUGGCUGUACCCAGACCCCGGCCACCAGCCACUCAGCGAGCCCAAGUCUCAACCAGCCCAGCGGCUGACCAACAAGCCCAAGACCUUGUGGAACCACACGUACGGUUCUUGGGUGCCUGAGAACUUCAGCAGGUCUGGAGCCUUGGGAGAGGCAGAUGAAAAGCCACCAGCCACCCCCGAGCGGGAGGACUCGGGGUUAGAUUGUACCAGCAGCUCGUCCCCAAGCUCCCGAGAGUCUCGGUCUCCAGGCAACCACUACUCCCCCUCGGAGAUCAGCAGGGGGGGCCCCGCAGGGAAGCCCCAGACGUUCCCUUGCGGCAACGUGAACUACGCCUAUGAUGAUGGGGUGCAGGUGUUGCCGGGCUCUGCCGACAAAGACGGCUCCCGGGAGAAGACGUUACCUCUCAAUAAGGUGAUGCACUUUCUCUGCAACCCAGAGAAACCAGCCAGGGAUCGCGAUUCAGGCCUCUCACUGUCUGAGGACCUCAGCAUCACCCCUGUAUAAAAGGCAACUCACCGAGGAACUCAGGCUCCACACUUUGCAUGGGACAUUCAGGUUCAGUCUUAAUUUAAAACAAUAACAUUCCCAUUUGCCUGGCAACGGCCUGGUUUGUCAAAUGCUGUCACUCAGAAAGUGUCAGUGGGCUUGGAGGAGCUUGGGCCAAGUUCCAUGGGGGUUGAAUGUCUAUUGCAUGCUGAUAGACAUGAGGUGAUGAUAUGGAAACAGUCACGUAGGUUGAAGGUUCGUUGUGUCCGCACAAAGCUGGGGGCCAGUUUCCAGCCACUUAGACAGGGCUGCAAACCGAUCUCAAGUAGUCAGAUGGUCACAGUCUGUGUCCCCUGAAGGGAUUGGAGACAACAACAACAAAUUACAUUUGUACAAUGCCUUUCAC